This is a messenger RNA of Fonsecaea multimorphosa CBS 102226, 2052 nucleotides long. RefSeq lists its product as uncharacterized. Gene Ontology annotation, cellular component: mitochondrion. Gene Ontology annotation, biological process: L-leucine biosynthetic process; L-valine biosynthetic process. The record is from RefSeq and is a predicted model, not a curated record. The transcript has 6 exons. Lineage: Eukaryota; Fungi; Ascomycota; Eurotiomycetes; Chaetothyriales; Herpotrichiellaceae. Gene Ontology annotation, molecular function: branched-chain-amino-acid:2-oxoglutarate transaminase activity. The coding region runs from base 1 to 2052 and encodes 683 amino acids.
AUGGCCCGGCUGUGGGAGUUUGCUGAAGAUGGGCCGAUCAAAGGACCUCUGAAGACUGAUUUCGAGAAUUGGGGCCAGGUCAUGAUCGAUACGAUGACAGUGGAGGCAUUCAAGGGCAAUCCAACACCGGUCUUCGAGCUUGACCCAGAAGAAUACAGGGAGUGGCCGCCUAAGCCGGUUCUGCAGACCAUUGCAAGGGAACUGAAUCAAUCCUACACUGUUUUCAUCAAGCGCGUCGAAGAAGGCCGUGACGGGCAUGUGAAAUACCUGAUUCGAUCGUUCACGCCGGAAAAAGAAGAGCUUUUCUGUGGACACGGCAUCAUGGGGGCAGCGAUCGUGCUGAGUGAACAGCUCGCACCCGGUUGGAGACAAUUGAUCUUUGAGACGAUCUGUGGGAUCAGAGUCGACGGCUACACGCGAGACGCUUCAUCGUUGGAUGGCAAUCUCGGGGACAUCUGGACGGUGAAGCUUGAGCUGCCUGCUGAGCCGGUCAUAGAGUGGUUCGACGGAGACGUGAAGCUUCGGGAAACCAUCGCGAAGAGCCUCGGCGUCGACGUACCCGAGAUUCUGGCACUGGGAAGGAAUGCUUUGAUGGAUCUGGUGAUCGAGGUGAGCGAAGAGGUCGACUUCUCUGCGGCAAGCAUGACUGUCGAUGCCGUGGGGUUGAUGAAUGCUUCUCCUCGCGGGACAAGAAGCCAGGUCAUCACCAGCAAGGGAGGUCGAUACGGGGUCGACUUCGCAAAGCGCGUGUUCGCAUAUGGAUGUGAAGAUCAAGCGACCGGAUCAACCCAUUGUGUUUUGAUACCGUACUGGGCUUCCCGAUUGAACAAGUCGGCUAUGAAGGUGAAGCAAGUCUCUGAGCGCACAGGGGUGGUUGACGUGCAAACCACGCGCCAACGGUCUCUGGCUGCGGAGGAUGACAUCUACUCCAAGCUUCCGGGCAUCGACCCGUCCAAGUUAGAGGUCACAAAGACCAUCACCCCCAAAGAGCUGGUACCGAAUAAAGAUCUUGUAUUCGGGAGGACUUUUACCGACCACAUGCUGUCCAUUGAAUGGACGGCGUCGCAGGGCUGGCUGCCCCCUCGAAUAACGCCCUACCAAAACCUCUCACUAGAUCCCGCAACCUGCGUGUUCCAUUACGCCUUCGAAUGCUUCGAGGGCAUGAAAGCAUACAAGUGCCUCAAAGAUAACUCUCUGCGACUGUUCAGACCGGAAAAGAACAUGGAGCGCAUGAACAAGUCUGCCGCCCGCAUCGCGCUCCCUACUUUCGAAGGCGACAAGCUUAUAGACCUGAUCGGCAAGCUGUGCGUGUUGGACGAACGCUUCAUCUCGGCUGAGAAGGGAUACUCACUAUAUAUCCGACCGACACUGAUCGGGACGCAAAGAACGCUGGGUGUUGGACCACCGGGCUCUGCGCUGCUGUACGUCAUUGCCUCCCCAGUCGGACCGUACUAUCCCACGGGUUUCAAAGCCAUCUCGCUAGAGGCCACCGACUACGCUGUUCGCUCUUGGCCAGGCGGCGUGGGCGACAAGAAACUGGGCGCCAACUACGCGCCCUGCAUCGUCCCGCAACUGAAGGCAGCGAAAAAAGGUCUGCACCAGAAUCUCUGGCUCUUCGGGCCCGAAGAAUACAUCACCGAGGUCGGCACGAUGAAUCUCUUCGUCUGCAUCAAGAACAAAGAGACUGGCCAAAAGGAACUGCUGACCGCGCCGCUGGACGGGACCAUCUUGGAAGGCGUGACGCGCGACUCGGUGCUCGCGUUGGCCCGAGAGCGUCUCGAGCCCGAAGGUUGGAACGUCGCCGAACGGUACGUCAAGAUGCAAGACUUGGCCGAAGCCGAGAGCGAAGGAAGGCUGAUUGAGGUGUUUGGCGCGGGCACCGCCGCCAUCGUGGCCCCCGUGCGCAACAUCGCCUGGAAGGACCGCGUGCUGCACUGCGGGCUGAAACCCAAUGAAGAGGCCGGUGAGGUGGCGAGCCGCAUGAAGAGCUGGAUCGAGGGCAUCCAAUAUGGCGACGAGGAGCAUCCCUGGAGCUAUAAGAUUCCCGCCUGA